AUGGCUGAUGUACUUCGAUCUUCGACUGCAAGAUGUCCGCCCCUCCGGCAGGCCCGAGGGACGGUACUUAAUACUAUAAUGGAGGAUACACGCGAAUCUCACUUCGCUCAGAGCCCCAAAGUCUCCCCUCCGCCCAAACGGACCACAUUCAGCCCUCAGCUGAAGCUCAAGACCAGCGGGCUAUCAGUACCAACGCAUGCCCGUCUCGCCCGUCUAAUGUCUCCGCUAUCCGCCGGUACGACUUCAUCAUGUUCAGAUACAGAAUGGCAAUCCCAGCUGCAAGGAUACCCGGGAUACGACGAUAUGUACGAUGCCACCGAUGACGACAGUAUUGAUGACAAUGAGACCGAAAUAAGCGAUUCGUGCUUUUCCCCCGAUACGCGGCCGUCAAGCCUGGUGACACCAAUCACUAGGAACUCGGUGACGUCGACUGGAAGCCGGAAGCAAUAUCUGACACUGGAGAUUCCCUCGCCCACGACAUGGCCGUCGAUGACAGGAACUCACAAGAGCUCACCAGUGCCCCCGACGCCUCCGCCUAAGAUUCCAGUCUCCCCAGCAGCGUUGUCGAUGCUCAGCCGCGCUGUACCGGCUUCAUAUGCACCCCCUUCCCUUGACGGAAGCAUUUCGUCCGAUCAAGAAUCAAUCAUCAGUGCUCUGGCUACGCCGGACUCUCACUCUCUUCCCGACACCAACUGGGAUGCGCAUGACAUUCAUGUCCGCGCCAACCUGGACGGGAAUGACAGUGAUCUCGACAAUGUGGAUACCAGCUCUGAUAUCCAAACUGUGCCCAUAGCCAUCGAGAGCACAGAGCAGGACUGGCGCCAUGUGCUGGGGAGUUUCCCUCAAAUCCCCACAGCUGCACGACCUUACUCCCCCUCGCCCGAGCCCUCACUCCAUCUCAGUGAUGAGCCAAUCCAUGAGUAUGAUGAUUUAUACGAUGCUCCGGAGCCCGUAGAUCGAGGCGUCUAUCUGCCUGACUCGGCUCUGGCCAUGUUGCAUCAUAUUCAACUGGAUGGAACCCCCGACUCGUGGUCGGAGACCUCGGAGGGAAAUGGCGAGAUGUGGCAGCUUCAAGCGCCCCCAAGUCGCCCAAAGAGUGCUGACGGUGUGACUCCUGCUUCGGAGCUGUCUGGUUACAGCUUCAGUGACCUCAGCAUUCCAUCGCCUGGUGGCUUCUUUGCCUCGCUUGCUCCCCGUACUCGCCACACCUGGUCCAUCCCCAACGCGAAUCACCCACCAUCAUCCGCAGCCGCAGAGGGUUUCUACAACCUGCCAUGGCGCCGCGAUGAAGGAGAGAUCGUCGAGCAGGUGGUUGAAUGGCCCCAGCGCCCAGUUGAUGAGGACCCGGUUACAGCUGUCCGCGACGAAGAAGGCCCUCUUACCGCCAUUCGUCUGUGCGAGACCCCAACUCGUCGGUCAAUCUAUCAAGACAGCCCGAUGAGCGCUGCAUUUGAUGCUGUUCAGGUACAGGAGAUCCCCCGUUCUGGAAACGGUUACGAGUACGACGAGUGCUACGAUCAAGAGCUACAACACCGGGCCGUCGCAAGCCAUGACCGCACCAGUGUCUGGCUCGCUGCGCAAGCUUCUUACCUCUCUGCGCUCAAUGAAACCAACCCGGUGAAUGACGUCGAGCCUAUUGAGACAUCUGAGCCAGAGGUGACCGAGCCCGAGCCUCAAGAUGCUACAGAGACUUCCAAAAAGGUGGUCCGGUUCGCUGAAGGCAUCCCCGAAGCUGCCAGUCCUCUGCCGCCCAUCCUUGCUAGCAUGGAUUCAAUUUACUGGCAGGGCUUCCAGUCUCUUCGGGAGCGCUCUAGCAAGACCGACGGGUUCAUGCACCGUAACAUGCGGUAUGACGCGGUCCAAUCCAUGCGCCUUGGUAUGAGCAACCUUCACAUAAACUGUCUGCUUGGCAAGUAUGAGCUUGUUCGUCCAGAGCGUCCUGCAUACAAGGGCCCAUUUGCCAAAGCUCCUCGCAACUCCGUGAUCACAUUGGAACUGGCCGAAAAGGCUCAAUUUGCCAAGCUAGAGAAAGAGCAGCUGGUCCUCGCUCAACUCUGCCAGCCUAUGUGGGCCAUGGAUGCCCUCCGAUCGCUCAAUGGCGGCAAGCUACUUACCAGUCCCGCCCAGCGAAUCCUUGCUCGCACAACCCGCAAGCCCAGCCUGACCCAAGGACCCCACAAGCGCAGCUUCCGGGUCUUGGAUCUCGGUGGUCACACCUCAUGUGACUGGGCAUGGCAAGUGGCCCAUGAGUUCCCGAAUGUCAAGGUUUACACCGUUGCUCUUAAGGGCCAGGUCGUCAACAGUGCCAUCAAGGGCCCGCCCAAUCAUCGCCAAGUGACCGUCGACUCCCUCUGGGAACUGCCUUUCGGCAAGAACCAAUUCGACGUCAUUUCAGCGCGCUCGUUGCACGCCCUCCUCAAGACUGAGCGUCCUAUUGGCCGGGAUCGCGAUGAGUACGACCUGGUUCUGAAGGAAUGCAUGCGUUGCCUGAAGCCCGGUGGCUAUCUUGAAUUCCAAGUCCUCGACGCGGAGAUCUCCCGCGGAGGACCAUCCGCCACUGCCACCUCUGUCGAGUUUGCCUUUAGCCUGCGCACUCGCGGCUAUGAUCCUGUCGCCUCGAAGAGCUUCCUCACUCGUCUCCGCCACGCUGGCUUUGGCGAGACACAACGGGGCUGGAUGUUCCUUCCCAUGGGCACAGAGCCCGUUGAGCAAGAGCCGCCUCGCGAGACUCCAGCUCCGCGGGUGCAGAGCCAGAUUGAGGAUUACGAGGCUGUCCACGGGCCGGUUGGUAGCACUGCGGACAUUGCCAGCAUGACUGGUCUGAUUGGUGGGUGGAUGUGGGAGCAGUGGUUGCUGAAGCUGAGGAUGGAGAUGGGGCGCGAGAGGCCCAUGUUGCUGGAGGGAGUUGGUGCGUUGUUUGACGAGGGGAGGAAGAGUGGGGCGGGCUGGACCUGUUUGUCUGGAUGGGCUAUGAAGCCGAAGCGUCACAGUGUUCGUUCUUCGGCUUCCCUCUAA
Molecule: messenger RNA, 3015 nt
Organism: Penicillium olsonii
Lineage: Eukaryota; Fungi; Ascomycota; Eurotiomycetes; Eurotiales; Aspergillaceae
Source: the annotation of a GenBank genome assembly